AUGAAAUGGUUUCAUUGACGGGAAAACGAAUUUCUUUCAUCAAUAACUUGCAAAGAAAAGAUGCUAAAAAAGGCGAGGAUGGAUUGUACUCGGAAAAUUUCAAGAUUGAAAAAUGAAAUGAUCCCAACUUGUGCAGCUACAGAUGAUUUCCUGCAUAAUGCCUGUUGAACAUCAUUACAUAUCUUAUACUACAAUAUCUAAUUAAACGUAUUAGGUUCUCAAUUAGUAAUUUAUAAUAGAUUAAAGAGUCUUAUAUAACCUCUUCUAUUGUCCAAAUGCAGAGUUGGAUAAUUUAGAAUGGAAGAUCCAAUGUCAUCCUGGGGAGUGCAUACUUGGUGAAGGGCACAUGGCCACCAUCCCAUUAUUCUAACCGAAUCCCAGAACUUCUACUUAUUUUAAUCCAGUCAACCAUUGAGUUAACUAGAAUAUAAUGAAAAUGAAAGUUUUAAGAACUAUUUUGCUUAAAUUUAUUUCCUAUGCAAGACUAACCCCAUUUACUUGUAGUUAGUUUGCUUAAACUUUCAAGUUCACACUCCUCUUCAUUAGCAAUCCAAGAUGCAUACACAAUUCUAUUUUCAGAAACUCAUACAUGCUUGCUCUCCAAACUAAAGGGUCAAGCAUGGAUCCCCUUGAAACCCAAGAACUAACUGAGAAGACAGUUCUCAAUGAUCCCUCCUUGCAAUCUUUACCCAUCUCAAAACAAAAUGGACAUCACCCAUCGGAUCAAACAGAAACAAAAAGUAAUAGUCUUUUGUCGAUCUUCCUGGAACCAUUUCAAUGGCUACAAAUGCUUUCUUCCCGGCUAAACCCAACCUUCAUUUUUGGGGUAGUUCUCGUUUAUGGCAUUAGCCAAGGCUUCUCUGGAUCUUUCUUCAAGGUGGUCACUGAUUAUUAUUGGAAAGACGUCCAAAAAGUCCAGCCAUCUGUGGUGCAACUAUAUAUAGGCUUAUACUACAUUCCGUGGAUCAUGAAACCAGUUUGGGGUCUCUUCACUGAUGUUUUUCCUGUUUGGGGCUACAAAAGAAGGCCGUACUUUGUAGUAGCUGGGGUUCUUGGAUGUAUAUCGGCAUUGAUGGUGGCUCUCCUGGGGAAGUUGCCGGCUGCGGUGGCGUUGAGUUGCUUGAUAGGUGUUACUGCAGGGGUUGCUAUAGCAGAUGUGACCAUUGAUGCUUGCAUUGCUAGAAAUAGCAUUGAGAUGAGAUCAUUGGCCCCAGAUAUGCAAAGUCUUUGUGGUUUUUGCUCCUCUGUUGGGGCUCUGGUCGGGUACUUGUCCAGUGGCUUUUUCGUUCAUCAUCUUGGACCUCAGAUGGCAUUGGUUCUCUUGGCAAUCCCACCUGUCUUGUUGAUAUUACUGGGCUUUGUGAUUUAUGAAGUGAGAUCUACCAGCUUCCGAUCUGAGAAGAAGAAGGCAGUGGAAGAUUUAGGAGUAGCAGUGAAGGGCAUGUGCAGGACAAUCAAAUUCAAUCAAGUUUGGAGGCCAUCUCUGUACAUGUAUCUAUCUUUAGCUCUCAGUAUAAGUACCCAUGAAGGCCAGUUCUAUUGGUACACAGAUCCUAAAGCUGGUCCUGCAUUCUCACAGGAGUUUGUUGGGAUAGUCUAUGCAAUUGGUGCAAUGGCCUCCAUAGUUGGAGUUGUAAUAUAUCAGAAGGCUUUAAAAAACUACCCAUUUAGAAACCUAAUCUUUGCUGCCCAACUUCUGUAUGGAUUGUCUGGAAUGCUGGACAUCAUCUUCAUCCUGAGAUGGAAUCUAGUCCUUGGAAUCCCAGAUUCCUUCUUUGUUAUUUCUGAGGAAUGUGUGUCUCGAAUUGUAAGCAGAGUGAGAUGGAUGCCAAUGAUUGUAUUAAGCACUCGGCUAUGCCCUCUAGGCAUUGAAGGGACCUUUUUUGCAUUGCUAAUGUGCAUUGACAGCCUUGGAAGCUUGUCUUCCAAAUGGGGGGGAGGAAUUGUUCUUCAUUUGUUAAAUGUUACAAGGACUGACUUCAGAAACUUGUGGUUAGUCAUCCUUAUAAGAAAUGUUCUGAGGCUUGGGACUCUGAGUUUAAUUUUUCUUAUCCCUAAGGCUGAUCAAAUGGAUGAUUUCAUUCCAGCUGAUAUUUUGGGGAUAAAUUUGGCUGCAAAUUCUGUAGAUGACGAUGGUGAUGAUGGCUUGCAGCUAGUACCUGUAAAUGAAAGAAAUGAUAAUGAAGAAGUCUAAGACCAGUUAAUUAUAUCUUUUAAAAUCGAGUAUUAUAGAUCAAAAAUAAACUUGCUCUGUUAUCAAAUAUUAGAAUAAAUGUUUCGACACUAUCUUUUAAGAUUGAAGGUUACAUCUCACUAGAAACACUUUAUUUUUUAUUGAAAUC
Messenger RNA from Manihot esculenta (cassava), 2342 nucleotides. RefSeq names its product probable folate-biopterin transporter 6. The transcript is spliced from 4 exons. The coding region runs from base 590 to 2194 and encodes 534 amino acids. Gene Ontology annotation, cellular component: membrane. The record is from RefSeq and is a predicted model, not a curated record. Lineage: Eukaryota; Viridiplantae; Streptophyta; Magnoliopsida; Malpighiales; Euphorbiaceae.